AUGACUUCUCCUUCGACAAUCCGGCAGAGAUUCCUCUCCAAGCCCAACCAGCUGGGCGUCGUGGCCGUUGGUUUCAAUGGCGGGCAGUGCAAGAUGGGCGUCGAAGCAGCCCCGAUGGCUCUCGUUCAAGCCGGUCUGCUCGAGCAACUGCGCGACGAUCUGGGCUACGAAUUGCACUAUGACGAGAAGGUCCACCACUACGAAGAUAAGAUGCCCGAGUCCGACCCCGACCACCGCGGCAUGAAGAAGCCCCGGUCGGUCAGCGCCGUUACCGAGUCGCUGAGCGCCCAGGUCUACGAGCACGCCAAGGAGGGCAAGUUCGUGCUGACCCUGGGUGGUGAUCACUCCAUCGCUAUCGGUACCAUCUCCGGCACGGCCAAGGCGAUUCGUGAGCGACUGGGUCGUGAAAUGGCUGUCAUCUGGGUGGAUGCGCACGCUGAUAUCAACAUCCCUGAGAUGAGCCCUAGUGGUAACAUUCACGGUAUGCCCAUGGCGUUCUUGACGCGCUUGGCUCGUGAGGAACAAAAGGACAUCUUCGGCUGGCUGCAGGAUGAGCACAUUGUCAACACCCGCAAGCUGGUGUACAUUGGUCUUCGGGAUGUGGAUCGCGGUGAGAAGCAGCUGCUUCGUGAGCAUGGCAUUAAGGCGUUUAGCAUGCAUGAUGUUGAUCGGUACGGCAUUGGCCGCGUGGUCGAAAUGGCCCUGGCGCACAUUGGCAAUGACACACCGAUCCACCUGUCGUUCGACGUGGACGCGCUGGACCCGCAGUGGGCGCCUAGCACGGGUACCCCUGUGCGUGGUGGACUGACGCUGCGCGAGGGUGACUUCAUCUGCGAGUGUGUGCACGAGACGGGUAACCUGGUGGCGAUGGAUUUGGUGGAGGUGAACCCCAGCCUGGAGGAGCAUGGCGCUAGCGACACCAUUCGGACGGGAUGUUCGAUUGUCCGGAGUGCCCUGGGAGAUACCUUGCUGUAA
This is a messenger RNA of Aspergillus tubingensis, 975 nucleotides long. Its product is annotated as arginase. Lineage: Eukaryota; Fungi; Ascomycota; Eurotiomycetes; Eurotiales; Aspergillaceae. The record is from RefSeq and is a predicted model, not a curated record. The transcript has 3 exons. Bases 1 to 975 code for a protein of 324 amino acids. Gene Ontology annotation, cellular component: nucleus; cytosol; cytoplasm. Gene Ontology annotation, molecular function: manganese ion binding; arginase activity.